Molecule: messenger RNA, 728 nt
Organism: Hydra vulgaris (swiftwater hydra)
Lineage: Eukaryota; Metazoa; Cnidaria; Hydrozoa; Anthoathecata; Hydridae
Source: RefSeq, a predicted model, not a curated record
AUGAUAUCGUUGUUAUUCGUAAUAACAUUUUGUGCGGUGAACUUGUCAAAAAACACAUGUUAUGCUGAAAAUCAAACAUCACAUUCUCUCAGAUUGCAGAAAAAAAGAGAAGUUAGUUUGGAUACUUUGGAUCUCAUACCUUCAACAUUGUUAAUAGGAAUAUCAGCUUAUAACUUCAUAGAAUCAAUUGGGUCAAAAGUAAGCGACAACUCGUUCCAAUGCAUUUCCAAUGCAAGAUUUCAAUCUACGUCAUCGCAAUCUACAGUUAAGAUGUGCACCAGAUCAUAUUCUACCGAAUGGCAUAAAACCAACCUUGAUAUCCCAAGAUACAAAAGUGGUUUUCUGUACAAAGAUGAUAGUUUGCAAAUCAAUAGCAACCCUAUGAAGUGGGCGUGGUUUGAAUAUUAUGGCAGUGUCUGUAUUAAUUUUUUGGCUUUUAGCUGUGGUCCAUCUACAGUGGAAGGUGUUCAUUCAAGAGCAACUAAUUUUAUAGUUGGGUCAGAUGUUCUUGAGAAAUGGUACACUUGGAACAAAGAUAAAAAACUUAACGGCGUACGUAGAUGUGGUGACGGAAAUAAAGGUAUUCGUCUGGACGAUGAUGUAGAAGUUUCUUUUACAGUAAAACGCGAGGCAUUUUCUUGUGGUGACAAUGACCAAGGUUGUAUUGCCAAUCAUGUUUUCUUUGAUAAUGGCUUUAUAAAUUGCUACAAUUCAUAAACAUUUUUUGA